Molecule: messenger RNA, 659 nt
Organism: Bradysia coprophila
Lineage: Eukaryota; Metazoa; Arthropoda; Insecta; Diptera; Sciaridae
Product: ADP-ribosylation factor-like protein 2-binding protein
Biological process (GO): positive regulation of tyrosine phosphorylation of STAT protein; maintenance of protein location in nucleus
Cellular component (GO): mitochondrial intermembrane space
Source: RefSeq, a predicted model, not a curated record
AUGGUUACCGGACAUAACAAUAAAGGGCACACAAGACAUAGAAUUAAUUAAAAGGAAACAAACAAAGUUCGCACUCCUUCAAUUUUAAACAUGCCUGACAAAACAAGGAUUAUGCAAAAUUUUGAAGAAAUUAAAAAUGAAAAUGGUCACGGCACUGAAUACUUCAAUCGAGUGAUCGGGUUCGUUGAAGAUAUAGUCGUUAGCGAAGAUUUUCAAAAUAUGCAGAGAAACUUUUUGGAAAAACAUUACCAGGAAUUCGAUGAUAAUGAAGAAAACAAAAUCAUUUACACCGACAUAUUUAAGGAGUACACGGCACUGAUGGAAAUCUACAUUAUACGCAAUUUAAAUCGUCAAAUGAACGGGUCAUUUCAGAUGGAAAAAUUUGCACAAGAAUUGCAAAAUAUGAAGCCUGGCCUGGACGGUGAAAUAUUUGAAUUACUAUUUUCGUUGACUGAUUUUCUUACAUUCAAGGACAUGAUCCUUGAUUUCAAAGCGUCGAAAAUCGGUCACUUCGACGAAUUAGCUAGUGGAAUUAUAGUAACGCGAAUGGAUCGAAAACAAGUGUACAAUGAAUGAGUGUUGAAGUAAAUCUGUAGCAAGUAGCAUUCAGCCACAAAUGAAUAAUUGGUUUCGCUUAUAAAGGAAUUUAAUAAAGGAGU